AUGUCAGAGAAUCAAGCUCUUCAGAGACAAAUCCUCCGAGCUAAAGAACUCGCUAAUUUGCAGAAUGGAGAUGAUUGGAACGAUAGCGUCCAAUCUAAAGAAGAAAUGGAAGCUAAGCUCUUGAGCAGAUACGAAGCUACCAUGCGAAGAGAAAGAGCCAUGGCUUAUUCGUUUUCUCAUCAGCAACCAUGGAAGAAAUCAGCAGCGACGACAAACAUGCUUUUCAUGGAUCCGACGAAUCCUCAAUGGGGUUGGAGCUGGUCGGAGAGAUACAUGGCUGGGCGGCCGGCGGAGGCACAAGGAGGAGAGAAAGAUCCCGGAAACAAUGCCAAAAGUGGAAUCAACAUUACUGGAACCGAAAUUGCAAAAUCCUACGCUCGUCAUCAGCUCAACUCCGCCCCGUCAACUCCUAGGUCAAAAUCCGGUGGUGGUCCGGUAGCAUCACGGAAACCCAAGCCUGGUCCUAGCCCUAGCCCUAGAGCUCCGAUUACAGAGGCCAACGAAGACGAUGACUCAAAAAGCGUUGUUAGUGUUCAAUCCGAGAAGAAUCGAAGGCAUAGCGUCGGAGGUUUGGCCGGUUCUCCGGCAGCCGGUAAACGUAUGGUGGCUGGAAGUGGUAAGUCGGGAAAGGGGAAAUCGCGGGUACAAGGGCUGUCGGAGAACGGUGGUGGGAGGAUGACGGUGGGUGCGAAGAAAGAGCUUUCUUUUUCGGGUUCGCCGGCGAAGCCCAGGCGGCAUUCUGGGCCACCAAAGGUUGAAACCGCCGUGGAGUGA
This is a messenger RNA of Lactuca saligna, 774 nucleotides long. Lineage: Eukaryota; Viridiplantae; Streptophyta; Magnoliopsida; Asterales; Asteraceae. The record is from the annotation of a GenBank genome assembly.